AUGUCAUUCCAGAACCAGUCAAGUGUUCUUCAUAAAUUCAAGGGGAUUCUCUUUUCUACUAUGUCUUCAGAAGAACUUCUAAACUCCCUGGAUUUUUUCAGUGCAAGAGAAGAUGAUGUAUUUCUGGUGUCCUACCCAAAAUCUGGCACUCACUGGAUUGCAGAAGUCAUUGGGAACAUUCCCAAUGCUCGAAUGAGUCUUACAUCUCCCAUUGAGUUGGGAGACAUUUCUAACUUUGACGAGCUAAAAAUGAACUCUAAGAGAAGAGUUAUUCCCACGCAUUUGAGCUACAACAUGCUACCAGUGAAUAUUAAACAAAAACAAUGCAAGAUUAUCUACAUCAUUAGGAAUCCAAAAGAUACGGCCGUUUCUUUAUUCCACUACUACAGAGAUAACCCGAAUCUCCCUGGCAUUGAAACCUGGGCUGCAUUUUUUGAGCUUUUCCUAAGAGGAGAUGUUGUAUAUGGAUCCUGGUUUGAUCAUGUUUUAAGCUGGGAAGAACACAAAAAUGAUAAAAACAUUCUAAUUAUAUUCUAUGAAGAAAUGAAGAAAGAUCCUUCUAAAAGCAUAAAGAAAAUAACUACUUUCCUCGGUAUAAAUGUGAAUGACAGUGAAAUUAAUAAGAUUGCUCAGAAGACGUCAUUCAGUGAAAUGAAAAAUAAUGCGGCCAAAGAAAACUGUGAUCCAAAUCAUACCAUCUGUGCCCUCACAUCCAAUAGGAACCUGGUAUUUCGGAAAGGAGCAGUGGGUGAUUGGAUAAACUACUUUACUUCAAAGCAGAGGAGAGUAUUUGAUGAACUAUUCACAGAGAAAAUGAAACACAGUGAACUAGCAAGACACUUUGAAGAUGACUCUUAAUAUAAAUGGGGAAUGAAACUACCUUCCAGGGGCACCUGGGUGGCUCAGUAGGGUUAAACACCUGCCUUUGGCUCAGGUCACGACCACAGCAGUCCCUCUGGGGAGCUUGCUUCUCCCUUUCCCUCUGCCUUCCCCUGCACCA
Messenger RNA from Nyctereutes procyonoides (raccoon dog), 1000 nucleotides. Its product is annotated as sulfotransferase 6B1-like. Gene Ontology annotation, cellular component: cytoplasm. The coding region runs from base 1 to 858 and encodes 285 amino acids. Gene Ontology annotation, molecular function: sulfotransferase activity. The record is from RefSeq and is a predicted model, not a curated record. Gene Ontology annotation, biological process: sulfation. The transcript is spliced from 6 exons. NCBI's taxonomy places the organism in Eukaryota, Metazoa, Chordata, Mammalia, Carnivora, Canidae.